Molecule: messenger RNA, 2918 nt
Organism: Chenopodium quinoa (quinoa)
Lineage: Eukaryota; Viridiplantae; Streptophyta; Magnoliopsida; Caryophyllales; Amaranthaceae
Product: cleavage and polyadenylation specificity factor subunit CG7185-like
Exons: 3
Coding region: 175-2319 (714 amino acids)
Biological process (GO): mRNA alternative polyadenylation
Cellular component (GO): mRNA cleavage and polyadenylation specificity factor complex
Molecular function (GO): mRNA binding
Source: RefSeq, a predicted model, not a curated record
UUUGUUAAAUUAAUUUAUUCCUUUUCUUUUCAAAUCACACACAAUCUUCCAGAUUAGGGUUUCCAAACUUUCUCUCUCUUCGUUUUUCCCUUUCAUUUCUCUCCCUUUUCCCUCCAAUCCAACACUCGCGUCUGCAAUUUCUUCCCUUUCUGGUUUAGAGAAGAAGGGGAAGAGAUGGAUGAUGCUGAAGGGGUAGGAGGAGGGGGAGGAGAUCAGGUGGAGCAAUUCCAUCGUAAUGAAGCGAUUUCUGCAGUUACUGAUGAGGGUUUUGGUGAGGAAGAUGAUGAUUACGAGGAUCUUUAUAAUGAUGUUAAUGUAGGAGAAGGGUUUUUGCAAUCUUUGAGGAAAAAUGAGGAAGUAGGGUUUAGGAAUGAUGGUGAAAGUAGUAGGCUUGAACCUCCUCAGUCUCAGUCUCUAUCUCAGCAUCCCCCACCCCCCUUUUUGUCUGAGGAUGAUGGGUUGUCGAUUCCGGGUGUCGGGCAGGGUGAGGGAGAGAGAAAGUUUGAGGGUGAUGUGGGUAGAGUAGAUGGGUUUCAGAAUCAGGGUUUAAGAGGGAGUGAUGUUAAGGGCCCUGUACAGCCUAAUGGUGGUAUGGGUUCUGGUUCAGGAGCUGGGGUGUCUGGUGCAGGGCGUGGUUAUGGAGGUGGACUGAGGGUUGAGUUAGGGCCACAUUCGAGUAAAGUAGGUGAUGUAGAUGAGCAAGCAGUUAAUAGUAUGCCACCUCAAGGGAUUAGUCAACCCCAGCAGCCACAUGGGAUGAGUGUAGGAAAUGAGGGAAUUGUUAGACAGGGUGGUGGAGGUGGGGUUGUGAAUGGGACUGCUGGGAACAUGAGUGGAACAGGAAGUUCUGCUGUGCAAGUUACGCCAAUGGGUGCUGGUAUGGGUGGUGCUGGUGGAGGAGGGGGUGGUGGGAAUGUUCUUUUUGUUGGAGAUUUGCAUUGGUGGACUACGGAUGCAGAACUUGAAACUGAGCUUGUCAAGUAUGGGAAUGUUAAAGAAGUUAAGUUUUUUGAUGAAAAAGCUAGUGGGAAGUCGAAGGGAUAUUGCCAGGUUGAGUUCUAUGAUGCUGCUGCUGCUUUAGCUUGUAAGGAGGGAAUGAAUGGACAUGUUUUCAAUGGCAGGCCAUGUGUUGUUGCAUUUGCUUCUCCAUUUACUGUCAAGAGGAUGGGUGAGGCACAGGUUAAUAGAAAUCAACAGACGACACCACAAACACUUUCACAACCUAGGAGAGGCCCUGCCGAGGGUGGAAAUAAGCCAACUGGGAACAACAUAUCAACUGGUGGCAAUUACCAAGGUGGGGAUCAAAACAGGAAUUUUAUGAGAGGCAGUUGGGGGAGAGGCAAUCCUCAAGGCAUGGGUGGUAGGGGACCAGUUGGACCUAUAAGAAACAGGCCUGCUGGUGGGAUGGCUGGAAGAGGUAUUAUGGGAAAUGGUGGCAAUGGGUUUGGUCAAGGUAUGGGGCCAUCUCCUCCGAUGAUGCAUCCUCAAGCCAUGAUGGGUCAAGGUUUUGAUCCUGGUUUUGGAGGGCCUAUGGGGAGAAUGGGCAAUUAUGGUGGAUUCCCGGGUGGACCUCAACCUCCAUUUCAAGGAUUAAUGUCAAAUUUCCCACCUGUGGGUAAUGUUGGCCUGCCUGGAGUAGCUCCACAUGUGAAUCCUGCAUUCUUUGGAAGAGGCAUGCCCAUGAAUGGGAUGGGAAUGAUGCCUAAUGCUGGUGUUGAUGGUCCUAAUAUGGGUAUGUGGUCUGAUCCCAAUAUGGGUGCAUGGGCUGGUGAUGAGCAUGCUGGGAGAGCUGCAGAGUCCAGCUAUGGGGAAGAAGCUGUGUCUGACCAUCAAUAUGGAGAGGCAAGCCACGACCGGACUGGUUGGCAGAAUCCUGUUAAAGAAAAGGUUCCUGAUAGAGACUUUUCAGGGUCUUCUGAUAGGAAGUAUCGGGAAGAUAGGGAGCCUGGAUAUGACAGGGAUAUACCUAGGGAGAAAGAGGCAGCACACGAUCAUGAAUGGCCGGAUAGAAGACAUCGUGAUGACAGAGAAACCCGUGACCGUGAGAGGGACCGUGAUCGUGAACGCUCACGCGACCGUGAUCGUGAGCGUUCUCGUGAUCGAGAUCGUGAGCGAGAAAGGGACAGGGAUCGCUACAGAGAAGACAGAGAUAGAUAUGCUGAUCAUCAUAGGUACAGGGACCGUGAAGCAGAUUAUGAUGAAGAAUGGGAGAGGCGGCCAUCGAGGACUCAUAGUAAGUCCCGUGUGUCCCAAGAAGAAGAGCGUCCAAGAUCUAGAGAUGCUGACUAUGGGAAGAGGAGGAGGAUAACUUCUGAAUAGCUGAUAUUUACUACUAUGCUUGCUUUUGAGGCUGGAUGACUGGGGUUCACUGUGCUUCUUAGCUUCUACCUUUUUUGGGUCACAAGUUAUGAUUCAUUUCUUAAGUCACUCAUGUUCCUUAUGUUUCUGGGGUGUGCUUUUCUGCUCUUAUGUAGGAGUUGUUGAAGGCAACCUUGACUCAGAGACUGAAGCUGGAGUGGGAGGCUCUUUGGAGAUUAACAUUACCUUGAGGUUUUGAAGUUGAAGUCGUAUGCAUGGUGUCCGGAUCCUGCAAAACAUCACACCGCCCUUUUACCGUUUAGGUGUUAGCUGUCUUUUCAGUUUUUACGUUCUAGUUGGAAAUUUAUCCAUGAAAACAAGUGUUGUGGUUGAUGAUGCGUAUGGCUUGAGAACCUUAAAAAAGUCUCAAUAUUCUGGAAAUUAAUAUUUGGAUGCUAUGUUAUACGAAGUAGGAUUUAGCUCCCAGAGGUUGUUGCUUAUGUUCUUUAUAUUUUGUUGGAUUUUUGUUGUAUCUUUCUCUUAGCUUACUCUUUGUUGUAUUCUUUGUAGUUGUCGCCUUUUAAUUUUCGUCGUGUGUAUAUAUUCCUGUCUAUAGCUCA